This is a messenger RNA of Plasmodium vinckei vinckei, 3027 nucleotides long. Its product is annotated as conserved Plasmodium protein, unknown function. The coding region runs from base 1 to 3027 and encodes 1008 amino acids. NCBI's taxonomy places the organism in Eukaryota, Apicomplexa, Aconoidasida, Haemosporida, Plasmodiidae. The record is from RefSeq and is a predicted model, not a curated record. The transcript has 2 exons.
AUGCUUAAAUUGGUUAUAUUUCUUUUUUUCAUUGUAUUUUUAAUAAAAUGGGAAAUUAUAACUUCGAUAAAUAUAUUCCAAAAGGAGUCAAAUAGUGUAACUACCAAUUUUCGAAAAAGUUGUAAACAAAAUGGCUUGCUUAAAAAUAUAAGAAGGAUAUAUUUACCCUAUAUUAUAGGAAACAAUGAAGAUAAUAAUAUUGUGAAAAGUAUUGGAAAUAAGAAAUUUUUUAAAGAUGAUAAAAAAGUUAAAACGAUUAAAUAUAAUUACAAAGAUCCCUAUAAUCGGAACAGUCAUUCUGGUCAUAAUAAUAGCAAUGAGCUAAAACAAAAAAAAAAAACAAUUUUUUUUGUUUUUAAUAAUUUAGCUAGCUCAGCUAAAAAGAAAAAAUCCAAAAUAAAAAGGGGAACCCAUGUUUAUAACUUGAAUUAUGGAGAAGAAGAACAACCAAUAGACCCUGAAUUGGAAGAAAGUUUGAGUGGGUGUAUAGAAAAUGAUAUUAGAGAUAAUUAUUUUGAUUCAUUAAUAGGUUCUAGUAGCGAUAAUUAUGAUUAUGAUGAAGACAAUUUUGAUAAAGAUGAUUUAAGUGAAGAGACAAAAAGAAAAAAAUAUUAUGCAUAUGGAAAAAGAUUUGAUGAUCAAGAUUUUAAUUCUGAAAAUGUAAAUAAAUAUUAUCAAUAUUUGCCUAUAUAUAAUAAUGAAACUGGUGGUAAUAAUAAUAUUCGAAGAAAUACCAAUAAUACAGGGGAAAUGACAAAAUUUCGAAAAAUGUAUGAAAGUAAUAAAAUUGAAAAUUUGGAAAGAAAUAUAAGAGAAGAAGAUUUACAAUACCCUUCUGUUCCAGUUAAUUGGAAAGUUUAUGUAUGUCUUUUUUUUGAUAAAAAAUAUAACUAUGAAAAUGCUAAAGAGGAAAAGAUAUACAAUAAAUUUAAUAUAAAUAUACGUCAUAAAUAUGCAUUAGAAUUUUUAGCAUGGGUGAGAUUAUCAACAAGGAUAUAUCAGAACACAUCAAAAAUGUUAAUGUUAUUUAAUUUAAAAAAAAAUAAUAAUGUAUAUGGUAAUUUACUUUUUUUUACAUCCUUAAAUUUACACUAUGCUAAAAUGUUUAUGAAAUCCAACCCAUAUAUAAAACUUGGGUUAUGUGAAGAGUUAUAUUUAUAUUCCUAUGAAAAUAAUAAUGAUCAUUUUUUAAUUGGCAAUUUUCCAAACUUAUUUAUACAAAAAAAUUAUUUGCUUGUAAAAUUUUUUAACCAAGAUAAAUUAAAAGAUAUCAAUGAACUUUAUGAAAAGCAUAUGAGAUUUUAUAUAACAUCAAGUAUGAUCUUUAAAUUAGGUACAUUAAAAAAAGUUCCUAAAGACAACUUAAAAGAUUUAUUUUUAUCUACAUAUCAAUAUUUACCAAUGACAGAUAAGCAAACUAAAAAUAUUUUAAACAAAUUUCAUGAAGAGUAUAAAAUUUUUGAUAAAUGCAAAAGUGUGAAAAUUGAUAAAAAUGACUUUUCUAUAAAAGAUGUAAAAUAUGAGGAAAGCCACUUAAAUGAAAAAGAAGAUAGCAAUGAUAGUGACACUUCUGACGAUGCUUCUUCUUUUGAAAAGUUUGGAUCUAACUGUUUAGCAGAGUUAAGUAUAAUUAAUUGUAAAGAUGAAGAAGAGGCUCGUGAGUUUCUCGAAAAGGAUCCAUACACAAGAUGCUGUUUUUUCGAUAGCAUUUUUUUAUCGGAAGUUCGAGAAGUUGCCCCACAUGUGCAAUACUCAAAUGGAUAUAUGCCAAAACCUCAAUCAUAUUUAAAUUAUAAAUAUAAAAUUGAUACAAAAUUAAAUCCAAGUGAAAGUUUAGAAGAUAAACCCGAAUUUUUAGAAAAUCGAAGUUUAUUGGAAAAACCGUUAAAGGAUCAUGAAAAGGUGGAUUUUGAUCUUCUUGAUACAUUUAUUAAAUUGAAAUAUACAAAUAAAGAUAUUCUUUGCUCGAAAGAAAAAUCUGAUGAGGCAACUCAGAUUGAAAAAGGGGGUAAUAGAAAUAAAAACACACUUCGUUAUAAUAUUGAUGAACAAAAAGGAGAUAAAAAAAGGUAUAAAAUAAAAAUAGUAGACUAUAGCAACGAAUAUAUUGAUUAUAUAUGUAAUGUAGAAAGAAACAAAAUAUUAUAUACAAAAAAAAAAGAUAAAAACGAACAAAAUUUAAAGAAUAAAUAUAGUAACAUAUAUGAUAUACUGAAUUCAGAUAAGAAAGAUAUAAAUAUAAACAAGAAAAAUGACAUAAUAUUAAUAGAUAAUACUUUACAGUUUUUUGAUCAUAUAUUUUUUAAGGAUUAUUUAUCUGAUUUUGUUUAUAUAUCAUUACCACCUGGUGAAUUUAUUGAAGACGCAUAUGCAAUUAAAGAUGAGAAAAAUUAUGAUUUUACUAUUUUCAAUACUUCACUAGCUACACAAGAUGAUUUUUUAAAAAGGCAAAAUUAUUUACCGAGAUUUUUAAAGGGUAUAUGGUUAAAAAAAGAAAAUUCAAAAAUCUUAUUUUAUGAUAAACAAAAUAAUGCAUUACUAUUUGGAACAGGUAUAGAUAAAACAUUCUCGUGGAAUAAAAAAGUAGAACCUCGAAUUAUGAAAAGAGCUUUAAUAAAUAUGGAAAUAGCUAUUGAAAAAUUACGAAAAGGUAGUUCAAUAAUACAUGAUGAUAUAACAAUACAUCAGGAAUCAGAAAGGAUCAUUAAAGAGUAUACAGAUGAAUAUACUUCCCUAGAAAAUCGUUUUACUUCUAUUUAUAACCAGUUGACUGAUUCAGAGGGAUACAAGGAUUUGAAACCCGCCCCAGGUCUGGAAUAUUUAAAUCCCAACAUUUGGGAAAAAACACCUGAGGAGCACAAAAAAUUGAUGAUGGACCCCGAAAAAGUGCAAAAAAUUCAUUCAGACUUUUUAAAGAAACUUGAAUUAUAUAAAGUUACUAUUGAUGAUGAUCCAUUUAUUCAAAAGGAGCCAUCAGAAAGUGAAAUAUUAAGUAACUCUGAUAAGGUAGAUGUCGAUAUAUUAUGA